Messenger RNA from Schizophyllum commune H4-8, 695 nucleotides. RefSeq lists its product as uncharacterized. The coding region runs from base 30 to 542 and encodes 170 amino acids. NCBI's taxonomy places the organism in Eukaryota, Fungi, Basidiomycota, Agaricomycetes, Agaricales, Schizophyllaceae. The transcript is spliced from 2 exons. The record is from RefSeq and is a predicted model, not a curated record.
CUUCCACCUUGCUCGCUGCAUAGCAGACAAUGGCCUCAUCCUCAGCUUCACCAGAUCUUCCUUUGCGCGCGGCCACUUGGACUUGCAAUGAGAAUGACGAAGACAUUCGGCGCAUUGUCAUCGUGCCUGGCAUGAUCAGUCAGAAAGCAGAUGUACACCAGGACUCGCUCGGCCGCUACUACUCCCAACUCCCCUCCUACUACGGCCUGUGCUACGCCAUCACAUACACGAACAUCUACAACAUGUGCAAGGCUUUUCGGGUGUAUGAUGACGGCGAGAGAUGUCUUUGGCCCGACGAGUGCUUCACCAUAUACAAGUGGAUGGAAAAACUGGAGAAAGAGACUGGGAUAUCCCGCGGCAAAGGCCUGUACGAGUGCGAGCUCCAGGACGGGCAGCUGAUAUUGUCGAUGGUCAUCGCUUGUUCGGACAAAUUGGAUACCGUCCCGCGUCCCACGGCUCGCAUCGAGGCUUUCAAGAAGUUCUUGCGCGUCAAGCGAGAUCCGGUGGUGAGAAAGUUCAGCCAGCCCAAAAUGUACUGUUAACUUGAUCGUGCAUUGCUCUCGGAUGGAAAUGCUCGCCGCGACGCAGUGCCCUUGUUUUCUCGUUCGCUGUAUCAUAUUCAUGUUCCGCUGGCCUUGUCUGCUAUGAAUAUCUAUUGUAUCGCUUGAAUUCUCGCUGAAUCUGCCUUGCCUGAG